Mus pahari (shrew mouse) is the source of this 1942-nucleotide messenger RNA. It is a transcript of the gene Mgme1, whose product is annotated as mitochondrial genome maintenance exonuclease 1. The transcript is spliced from 5 exons. Gene Ontology annotation, molecular function: single-stranded DNA exodeoxyribonuclease activity. Gene Ontology annotation, cellular component: mitochondrion. Gene Ontology annotation, biological process: mitochondrial DNA replication. Bases 175 to 1191 code for a protein of 338 amino acids. Lineage: Eukaryota; Metazoa; Chordata; Mammalia; Rodentia; Muridae. The record is from RefSeq and is a predicted model, not a curated record.
AGUGCAUGCUGGGUCCGCCUCGCUUUGGGAAAGCGCGGGACCGAUGAAAGUACGGGUCGCGAGAGGGUUGUUUGCGGGCUGGGUGUUACGGCGUGGUGGCAUCUCAGAUAAGAACAGAGCACACUUUUUAAACAACACAGACUAGAGAAAAGUAAGAGGAGUGAAGUCUAAAAAAUGAAACUGCCUCUGACCUUCUGCAGGCUGCUUAGCCGGUUAGACAGAUUUUCUGUAAAAGCAAGCCCUCCUGUGAGUUUCUCCACUUCCUCUUAUUUGUGUAGCCAAAAGAAAAAAAACUCUUACGAAGCCGUAGACCAAGCGAAGUACUCUCGAUUAGUACGCUCUGUCUUGUCCAGAGGCCCGGCCCAGACUCCAGAGUCCUUGUUCCAGGAAGAUGAUGUACUGUAUGGUCCUGUGAGUAAGCGUAAGGCUGCAGAGCAGGAGCCACAGGCUAGAGUCCCCCAACACUGCUUUCCUAUCUUCAAUGAAGAGAGACACGGGAAGCCACACACAAAUGCUUCUUCAGGCCCGUUGAAGAUCCCUUUGCAAAGAAGGGAGAUGCCCAGUGUGACCCGCAUCCUUCAGCAGACCAUGCCACCUGAACAGAGUUUCUUCUUGGAGAGGUGGAAGGAGCGGAUGAUUCUGGAGCUGGGAGAAGACGGGUUUGCAGAAUAUACUUCAAAUGUGUUUUUACAAGGCAAACAGUUCCAUAAAGCCUUGGAAAGCAUACUGUCACCCCAGGAGAACCUAACAGGGGGAGAAGAGCACCCCCAAUGUGGCUACAUCGAAAGCAUUCAGCAUAUUCUGAAAGAAAUCAGUGGUGUGCAAGCUCUGGAGAGUGCCGUCCAGCAUGAGGCCUUGAAGUACAUAGGGCUGCUGGACUGCGUGGCUGAGUACCGGGGCAAGUUAUGUGUGAUUGAUUGGAAGACAUCAGAAAAACCAAAACCUUUUAUUCAAAAUACAUAUGACAACCCACUGCAAGUUGUGGCGUACAUGGGCGCGGCCAACCACGAUGCCCACUACAGUUUUCAGGUUCAGUGUGGAUUAAUUGUGGUGGCCUAUAAGGAUGGGUCCCCUGCGCACCCUCACUUCAUGGAUGAAGAGCUCUGUUCCAAGUAUUGGGCCAAGUGGCUUCUUCGACUAGAAGAGUAUACAGAAAGGCAAAAGAACCUGAGCACUCCAGAGCCAGCGUAAAGGCCGGGGAUCACUUGGUGAUGCUGUGCAUGCCCUUCUGUUUGGGAGAUGCACUGCUGUCCACUGAGUUUCUAAAGAGGAGUGCCGGGAACUGAGGGCUGCAUUAACACAAGCUGAAGGUGUGGUGUGUUGGGAUGUACCCACCAAGAAGCCAGAGAGUCUGGAGGCCAACCCUUGUCUCACCAGAUUCAUGACCUCUGGCUAUUUCUCACCUGAGAGGAGGACACUGGGAUUGGCAGCUGCCCAGGGACUUCUGGGCUCCCUUGCAAACCUCUGUGUCCCUGGCAGGAUGCCCAGUCUUUGAAUUGAGAUCACAAGGCCAAAUGAAGCAUCAUGUGCCACACAUGCCCCUAGAGUUCUCAGGGAUAGGAGGGGCCCUGCACCCUCAGGGUGUACAGAGAGAGCAAGCACGUAGACAUCACCAGCACACAGUUUCCUAGAAGGUAUUUUAUACACUCUUGUGUCAUUAGGAAAACUUGUUUCGGCCUGAGGAAACCUGGCUGCCUGGAGAGCUGGGGCACGCACCACAUCAUUGGCCGGAUCCUUUUCCUUCCCAGAGAAGCCCCAGCAGUAGGAAGCCUGAGUGUGGAAGUUGCCGUCAUUAGGGUUUGGCUAUCUGUUUCUGGUGUCAGCAGACCAUGGACUACAAAAAAUACUGUUGUGGAACUUGUUAACAAAGAGGAACAAUGGUAAAACUUUUUUUCUGUGUUUGAUAAGUAACAAAAAAAAAUCAUUGGCUGUUCUUGGGAAA